This is a messenger RNA of Acanthosepion pharaonis, 669 nucleotides long. The record is from the annotation of a GenBank genome assembly. NCBI's taxonomy places the organism in Eukaryota, Metazoa, Mollusca, Cephalopoda, Sepiida, Sepiidae.
AUGUAUCUAUCUAUUUAUCUAUUUCAGUAUGUCUAUAUCUAUCUAUCUAUCUAUCUAUCUAUCUAUCUAUCUAUCUAUCUCAGUUUUAUUCUUUCUGUGCGACCCGAUAGCAAAUGGUCCACGGCCCGAUACCAAAUGGUCUGCGGCCCGAUACCAAAUUGUCCGCGACCCGAUACCAAAUGGUCCGCGGGCAGAUACCAAAUAGUCUGCGGUCAGAUACCAAAUGGUUCGCGGCACGAUACCAAAUGGUUCACGGCACGGUACCAAAUGAUGCGCGGCACGGUACCAAAUGUUCCGCGGCACGGUACCAAAUGGUCCGCGGCUAGAUACCAAAUAGUCUGCAGCCCGAUACCAAAUAGUCUGCGGCCCGGUACCAAAUGUUCUGUGUUCCGGUACAAACGAUCCCCAAUCCGGAAUGAUUCACUGCCCGAUACCGGUCCUCGACCCAAUCUCCAUAGCAAAUGGUCCGCGGCACGGUAUCAAAUGGUCCGCGGACAGAUACCAAAUAGUCUGCAGCUCGAUACCAAGUGGUCCGCGGCACAGUCCAAAUGGUCCGCUGACCUAUACCAAAUGGUCUGUGUCCCUUUACAAACGAUCCCCGGCCCGGCACCAAAUGGUUCACUGCGCGGUACCGGUGCUCGGCCCAGUGGUUGGGCACCGCUAACUUAA